Varanus komodoensis (Komodo dragon) is the source of this 3665-nucleotide messenger RNA. It is a transcript of the gene GFI1, whose product is annotated as growth factor independent 1 transcriptional repressor. Bases 123 to 1328 code for a protein of 401 amino acids. The transcript has 6 exons. NCBI's taxonomy places the organism in Eukaryota, Metazoa, Chordata, Lepidosauria, Squamata, Varanidae. Gene Ontology annotation, cellular component: nucleus. Gene Ontology annotation, molecular function: RNA polymerase II cis-regulatory region sequence-specific DNA binding; DNA-binding transcription factor activity, RNA polymerase II-specific. The record is from RefSeq and is a predicted model, not a curated record. Gene Ontology annotation, biological process: regulation of transcription by RNA polymerase II.
AGGGAGUUCGGGCGGCCGGGACGCAUUGCCAGGGCUGUCCGCGCGGCUUGAGGGAGGAGAAGGACCGCCGCCCCAGCCUCGCCGCCGCCGCCGCAUCCUCAGCAACCCCCCGGGGCGGCACCAUGCCCAGGUCUUUCCUGGUGAAGAGCAAGAAGGCGCACAGCUACCACCAGCCCCGGGCCCCCGACGGGGAGUACAGCCUCAGCCUGGAGACCGUUCUGGCCCAGAUCUGUGCAGACACUAAGGUUACAGGGGAGCUGAAUAUGGGGCUCCCCCAACCGGAGCCCGCGCAACAGGGCCGCUUCUCGCCGGAUUCGCAGCUGCCAGAUGGGACAGACGCGGCCUCCGAUUCGGCUCCCAGCUGCGAAGGGAGUGUGUGCGACAGAGGCCCGGAGCUGGAGGAUUUCUGGAGACCGCCGUCUCCGUCAGCCUCGCCAGCCUCUGAGCGGUCCGUCUGUCCAUCCUUAGAUGAGGGUUCCCCUUUCUCGGUGCCCUUGAAACCUUAUGCAUGGAGCAGCCUUGGAGGUUCUGAGCUGAGGCACUUGGUGCAGAGCUACAGGCCUUGCCCAGCUCUGGAGCGAAGCUCGUCCCUUAGUCUCUUCUGCGAGAGGGGCUCUGAGCCUCCGCUCUACGGAUCCGAGCGUAGCACAGCCCUGGGACUCUAUGGUGACUUCGGUUCCCCUGGGCUCUUUGAACGGCCACCAGCAGCUCCUGGGAUCUACGUGGAAGCCCCACCCAGGCUCCAGCAGGAGAAGAGUGCCGGCAGCAUCAAACUGGAGUCAGAGCUCCUCUGUCGCCCCCUGUUGCUGAGCACGGGCUCCUACAAGUGUGUCAAGUGCAGCAAGGUCUUCUCCACCCCACACGGCCUGGAGGUGCAUGUCCGUCGUUCGCACAGUGGCACCAGGCCCUUUGCUUGUGAAAUGUGUGGCAAGACCUUUGGCCACGCUGUUAGCUUGGAGCAACAUAAAGCUGUCCACUCACAGGAACGCAGCUUUGACUGUAAGAUCUGUGGUAAGAGCUUCAAGAGAUCGUCCACCUUGUCUACUCACCUCCUGAUUCACUCAGAUACCCGGCCUUAUCCAUGCCAGUACUGUGGGAAAAGAUUCCACCAGAAAUCCGACAUGAAGAAGCACACAUUCAUCCACACAGGUGAGAAGCCCCACAAGUGCCAGGUGUGCGGCAAAGCUUUCAGCCAGAGCUCCAACCUUAUCACCCACAGUCGGAAGCACACUGGCUUCAAGCCCUUUGGCUGCGAUCUGUGUGGCAAAGGCUUCCAGAGAAAGGUGGAUUUGCGGAGGCACCGAGAGACCCAGCAUGGUCUGAAGUGAGAGCCGUGCGAAAUCUGAAGGAACGUCACAAACACUAUGUCAACAGCCUUCCUCUUCUUCGUGGUGGGCUUGCCUUUUCCUCUCCCUGCCUUUCUGGUCAGCUUCUCCAGCUCACUUCCUGCCAUAUCCGCACUAAACAGGAAGCCAGAGCGGGCUGGCCAGCAUUUUGCAGAACUUAACCCAAAUCUCUUGGGGUGAAAGUGGGAUGCCAAGGCCGAAGAAAGGUGGGGUGAUGCCUCUUUUUUCUCUGUCUUUUAAAAUUAAACACUGGAAAAAUAUCAUACCAACCCCACUAUAUUUUGAAGCCCCUAAAGGCCCUGUCUGGAUAAGCUACCUGGCUCCUUUGAACCAGAAAGCCCUUGUCUCUCCUCCUGCCCCCGUCCUGAUGACUUCCCCAGUUAGCCUUGGUUUCCUGAAAGUAGAUUUUUGAGAAAGCUGAACUACAUAAAUUUACAUGGUAAACACACUGAGUGGAGUGGCGGAAGGACAGAAUGGUGUUUUCUUUCGUACUAUUCAACAGUUUAAACUGGAUUUACUUAACCAUUUUCUUCCUGGGAACUUUUCAGAGUGAAAUGGGUAUUCAGGUCUGUUUCUGAUGUUUAAUUGCCCUGUUCUCUUUAUAAUGGUGAGACGUGAUUUUGAAACGUGCACACGACAAAGAAGGGCCCAGAGCUACUGCCAAUAGCGUCUUUCGAUCUUGCAUUUGAUCAUUCCCAUAUCACAAGGGAUCUUUUUAACUAUGGCUGCUCACUAUGUGCUGACUCCUUGCCUGAAGGGGGCUCUGGGGCUUUUCAGAGCUAUGUGGCACGGAGAAACGCACUGGGCAUCUUCUUCUCCCUCUGUAGAAUCAUCAUAAUGAGAGGAGGCGUGGGGAUGCUGCACAGGUGUGUGGCAAAGAAUUCAGCCACAGCUGACACCAUCAUAAGCACAUGGGUUUCCAGUAUGUGUGGCAGAGGAUACUGGACUUCUUCUUGACAUGCAACCGUUAAAGGGUGGAGUGAGUUGGACACUUCUCAAACUUUGCUGGGAUUUGGGGAAAAUGUCUUCAUAGUUUCCUCAGAUAUUGGUCUGGGCAAUUUCCUAGGCUCGCUCCUACCCAACAGGUUUAAGCUUCACCUUUUAGGAUUUUUGGACACUGGAUUUAACCUGAGGCAUUUUUUUCCGCUGGAAGAAAAGAGCUCCUUAACUUCUUGGGCCAAGCAUUAUAUAGAUGGAAGGAAUCCUGGUCAAAGCCUGGUCAAGUUUGCCAAACUACACACUAACUUAGCUUUGAGUGUAAGGUCCUUGAUUUUUCGAGAUUGUCAGUGCAUGUUCCCCUCUCUGGACUAGGAUCCUAGCAUGGAGUGGAGUGGUUGGUGGGCUCUAAUUCCACCUCCAUCCUACCCUGCUGGUGCAGGCCAAGUCUGGUUCAGGGCCCUUGUUCCUUCCAUUGGAAGUGGCAAGAAAAAGCCCUUGAAUGCUUUUUGGGUGCUUUCCUGGCCAUGCACAUUGCAGGCGUGGGGCUCCCCGAACUGGGUUUGGGCUGCAGCAGGGCCACCAGGUGGAUGCUUCGCCUCCUCUAAGAGCUGCACGGGUCCUGAUCUGAAUGGGGGUGAGAGGGCCAUGCUCAUGAUUUUUGGAGAGACAAUGGCCAUUCAGCCAUGCAGCUAAGAGACUGUGCAGUUUGGUCCCGAGGUGAACAUCGAUAUUCAAUGACUCCAGCAUUUUCCAUGUGCCCCAUGCUUGGUUUUGAUUUUUUUGUCAUUUAAAAAUUGCCACUCUUUACAACAGCCCCCUUCCAGCCAAGAAUUUUAGGACAAAAGGAAGUUCCCUCAAAUGAUCGGCUCUUCCAAGAGUCUCAGCCUUAUCUUUGUUGUUCCAUGUGCAUGUGUGGCCUUUACCUUCCAUUUUUGGGGAAGGAAACUGCUUAUGGGGAGCUGAAAAGGAAGAGCCAAAUGCAAAACAAGCUAUGCCUUAUUAGCUAGAAACUGAUGUGGUUCGCCCAUGAGUCAAAGAGGACAGGACUAAGGGGUCAGGGACAGAUUUUCCUUCCUAAUUGCCACUGGCAUUUUAUCAAUAGAUAAUGAGUCAGUGAGAAAUAGCCUGAUACACUGGUUUGAAUAUCUAGGUUAUUUACUCUGAAAUGGCCUCAUGCCAAGAGGACCCAGGAAUUACUCUCUGUGUGUUGUAGUAUGAAUUUGCCUUAACUAACCCUGUGCAUACCUCAUUGGGGGUGGGGGGAACAUAAUACGUUUAUACUUUAUAGGUAGGAUUGUAAAUGUCUUUGUUUAGAUUUUACAGUUUGUCUUGUGUUAUUGAUGCAUAUUUAUUGGAAUAAUGUUUUAAAUUAAUAAAGUA